Messenger RNA from Gastrolobium bilobum, 975 nucleotides. RefSeq lists its product as uncharacterized. The record is from RefSeq and is a predicted model, not a curated record. The transcript is spliced from 3 exons. NCBI's taxonomy places the organism in Eukaryota, Viridiplantae, Streptophyta, Magnoliopsida, Fabales, Fabaceae. Bases 1 to 975 code for a protein of 324 amino acids. Gene Ontology annotation, molecular function: protein binding.
AUGGCAGCGACCUCAGGGGAUUGGGUUGAGGCUUCAAAGUAUGAUAAAACUCAUCCAAACUGGGUAUGUACUCCUUUGAGUGCUGGUGGAGACACAGCCCUUCACGUUGCAGUGAGCAUGGAACAAUCCACUUUUGUAUCAAAGUUGCUGGAACGUAUGAGCUUGCUUGAUUUGGAAAUUCGCAACGCAUAUGGAAAUACAGCCUUUUGUCUAGCUGCUAUUUCAGGAAACGCGAAAAUUGCUACAAUUCUAUUUAACAAGAACCCAGCGUUGGUAUGGAUUAGAGGCCAUAAAGACAUGUUACCAAUUCAAUUGGCAUCUUCUGCUGGACACUCUCAUAUGGUGCAACUUUUGUUUGAAAAGACUCCACAAGACAUGCGCUCUAAUCUACCCUCCCAAGACAUAGCCAUGCUCUUUUUCUUUACCAUUACCAACAACAUUUACAGUGUGGCAUUGAAUUUGUUGGAUAGAUAUCCAAAACUCGCAACCACAGGAAACGAAGAGGGGCUAACCGCCUUGCAAGUGCUUGCUAAAAUACCCUCUGAGGAGAAUGCUCCAGGUUAUCGAGAUAUUAUAAGUUAUUUGUUUAAGGGCAUCAAAGAGGAAUUUCUGAACUCCGUAAGAACUUCAGAAGCAAUGUUUGAUGCAGCAAAAUCAGGAAAUGUUGUGAUUCUGAAAUAUAUUUUAAAGUACGAUCCAAGUUUGUUGAUGAAAGUUGAUUCCAAAGGACAAAGCAUACUUCACAUUGCUAUUUUAUAUCGACACAUAGCUGUAUAUCGACUAAUAAUGAGCAAAGGUGCAUACAAGAAUGUUUUACUGCAACUAGUCGAUAAAGAUGGAAACAAUGUUCUUCAUUUAGCUGGAAAGCUGUCUGCUGAAGACAGAUUUGGAUCACCCGUAUGUCCGGUUCUACUUAGCAGUGAGGAGAUGUGGUUUAAGGUGUGCAUCUACACUACAUUAUUUACAUUUUUUUGA